Molecule: messenger RNA, 501 nt
Organism: Danaus chrysippus (African queen)
Lineage: Eukaryota; Metazoa; Arthropoda; Insecta; Lepidoptera; Nymphalidae
Source: the annotation of a GenBank genome assembly
AUGACUGUUCGUUGGGGUAUCGUAUCUGCUGGCAAAAUUAGCAAUGACUUUGUCAAUGCUGUUAAUUCAUAUCCUGAUAAAGGAGACCAGGUCAUUGCUGCAGUAGCUGCUCGUGAUCCUACCAGAGCGAAAGAAUUUGCCAAACUUCACAACAUUCCUAAAGUAUUUAAUACGUACGCAGAUAUGGCAAUCAGUAAAGAUAUUGAUGUGGCUUACAUAGGAGCACUCAAUCAUGACCACUAUGCACUAUCGAAAUUAUUCCUUGAAUCUGGCAAACAUGUAUUAUGUGAAAAGCCGUUUUGUCUAAAUGCCAAACAAGUGGAAAGCUUGGUGAAAAUUGCUAAAAAGGAAAACCUUUUCUUAAUGGAGGCUUUAUGGUCUCGUUUUGCUCCAUUUUACCGUAAUUUAGAAAAACAACUAGAAUCAGGAGUUAUCGGUCGACCUCAAUUUGUAGAAGCAAAUUUAGGAGCUCCCAUUGAAAACAUGGAGAGACUGAGGUGA